AAAACGACAGGUCUAUGGCAUUCUAUCAGGCGGCAUUCAUGGAAGUGGGACUUCCACUUCGAUCCCUGGUUUAUUCAAUCCAACGUUCUUUCAAUUGCAGUGUGACUGUGCAUUAGUCUUUGUGUCUCAGUUCUGGUCCAAACUCAAAGAUGACGAAACGGGUGGCUUUGGUAACCGGAAGCAGUAGCAGUCUCGGGUUGGCCAUCGUUAGAAGUCUUUGCAAGAAACUAGGCGAUGAUGGUAUAAUAUACUUAACAGCGAGGAACGAAGGUCGAGGUGUGGAAGCAGUCGAGGUCCUAAAGAAGGAGGGACUCGGUCCAAAGUUUCAUAUACUCGAUGUCAAUGACCAGGGUAGUAUCGAUAAGCUACGAGACGACAUCGCCAACCAGGAAGGAGGCUUGGACAUCCUCGUCAACAACGCUGGUAUCAUUUUUAAUGAUGAUACACCGAAAGAAAUUCAAGCAGAGAAAACGAUUCAGACGAAUUAUUUUGCAGUUCGGAAUGUGACCAACGCUUUUCUUCCCAUCAUACGGAAUGGAGGAAGGAUCGUUCACAUUGCCAGUUUGGUGGCUCCGAUGGCUUUCUACAAGAUGAGCGAUGAGAUGCAGGAUAGAUUCAGGAACGUUAACACUGGCCAAGGAAUAAAUGAUCUUAUGCAAGACUACGUCGACUCCGUGAAGUCGGGAAACACUGUACAAAUUGGGUUUGCAGACUGGUCAUACGGAACCAGCAAACUGGGCGUCACAACGCUUACCCGUACGCAGAGUGAAGCUAUCAAGAAAGAUCCAAUCAAAAAGGAUGUCCUCAUCAAUUGUUGUUGCCCUGGUUUCUUGAAGACAAGCUUCACCGCUCACUUCGACGAGGAGACAAUAAAGCAGAUGAUUAGCCCAGACCAAGGGGCUGACACCCCGGUGUACCUGGCCCUUCUCCCGCCUGAGACCAAAGAUCUACAGGGGCAAUUUCUAUUUAGAAGAGAGAUCAAAGAUUUCUAUAAAAAUGAUAUCAGACCUGUUAGUUUUGUUUAAGAACGGUAUCGUAAAAAAGCCAUUAUUUAAUUCAUGAUAAAAUAUCUGGUAAUUCUUGCAAGGCAUUUGUCCAAAUAUUGUGAAAUUAAAUGACUAUUCACAUUCCAGAUGACUGAAUAUUAAAAACAAAAAAUAUGUUGAAGAUUUAUCAAUAAAAACAUAAAAAAAAAAAAAAGUUAUUCAGCAACCCAUAAAGACCAACACCUAACUUUAGUUAAUGACGAAUGUGAGUGAGUAUAACGAUAAUACCUGAUUAUGUUUAGGUGCACUUUUCUGUUUUUAUGAGUCGAUAUAGUUCGAAAAUUAGAGGACGCUCUUCUCAUUGGGAGAUGGGGGAAUCCCCUCCUUCAAUAGCAAGGAGAUCAGUGAAUGUUAUAAAUGAAUCUGAGCAUUGUGGGAGUCGCAAUUUCUCGGUUUUCAACAUUUUACUUCUAUACAUCGUUCCCCGAAAAGAAAUGAUAAAAAAUAAGGAGCUUCGAAUUUCUCAUUCAUAAGGCAAAAUCUUCUGAUUUGCGGAAAUCAGCCGCUCAUAUUAAGAAGUAUUAAAAAGCUUCACGACCGAGAAAAAAAAACAGAAGAAAGGACAGGGAAAGGAAGGAAUUUGAUAUUUUUUCUGAGUUACUAUGUAAAAAUCUAUCACAAAAUUUUAUGUUUUUCAUUAAAAGAUCACAAGUUUGCUAACUUGCUUAGCUCGCUCGCAGAUUUGUAGAAAUGUUGUUUCGUAUGGCCCCCUCACUUUUCCGGCUCCUUACGCUACUGGCGUUAAUCAUGUUCAGGGAGAGACGGCAAUGAAAAUGAUAUUUGCUGUCACACCCAAUCUCUCCUCUCUCAGCCUUUUGAUAUUUAUUUAUUUUUAUUUUUUUUUGUAAUUUUUUACAUAUUGAUGAAGAGGAACACUGUAGUUGCUCUAUAUCAGCAUUUUUUUAAAUUUUUUUUUUCGAAAAUCUAAACCCAUGUCACACGAAGUAAAGUUCACUGCUAGAGGCGGAUCCAGGAUUUCGUAAUAGAGGGUUACAGGAGACAAUUUAAGUAGGUUAAGAUCAAUUGGUGAUUCUCAAAAUUUAGAGAGGGAGUGCGGGCCCCUUGAUCCGCCACCUACUGCCACUGAUUAAAAAGUGAUCGAAAUCAGAAUGAUAAUACUUUUGUAUUAGCAACUGAAUUUUUGUCACAGAAAAAUAAACUUUGAUGAAAUGUCUCGCCUGUAUUUGUA
Messenger RNA from Lytechinus pictus (painted urchin), 2235 nucleotides. RefSeq names its product carbonyl reductase [NADPH] 3-like. The record is from RefSeq and is a predicted model, not a curated record. The transcript has 7 exons. The coding region runs from base 150 to 1025 and encodes 291 amino acids. Gene Ontology annotation, molecular function: carbonyl reductase (NADPH) activity. Lineage: Eukaryota; Metazoa; Echinodermata; Echinoidea; Temnopleuroida; Toxopneustidae.